AUGGAUGUUGAGAAAGUCAAUGGUGGUAUCCUUGAGAAAGGGGAUAUUACCGAAGGAGAAACAACUGAACAAGGCUCCGUGAUCAAUGCAUCUGGCCAUACAGAUCAACUUACUCGCCAGUACGGCCUUGUUGGACUCACUGGUAUUGCAGUGACAGUCAACAACGCCUGGGUUGUCCUCGGCUCCUCAAUAUCUGUAUCAAUCCUUAGUGGAGGCAUUUCAGGUGUCAUCUAUGGCCUCAUAGUCGCAGUGAUCUACUACACUUUCAUCGGUCUGAGUAUAUCAGAGUUCGCUUCAUCUUGCCCCAGCUCUGGCGGUGUCUACCACUGGGCUACCAUAGCUGCCGGGCCCAAAUGGGGUCGUGUCACGGGCUUCUAUACUGGAUGGAUCAACUUCUACGGCUGGAUGUUCGGUCUCGCAUCUCUCGUUCAAGUCGCUGCGAACGCAGGUGUUCAAUGUUAUGCCACUCUCACACCUGGCUUCUCUCCCUCAGCAUGGCAUGUCUACAUCGCAUACCUGAUUGUCAUCUGGCUCAGCACCUUCGUCGUGAUAUUCUCGAACAGACUUGUUCCAUACACUCAGAAGCUUGGACUUUUCCUCGUUGUUGCAGGUGGUCUCGUGACUAUCAUUAUUGUCGCAGUUAUGCCGUCAAAGCACGCCUCUAGUGACUUUGUCUGGAACUCGUUUCAUGAGAACAACCUGACUGGCUGGAAUGACGGCGUUGCGUUUAUGGUCGGAAUUCUCAAUGGGGCUUUCACUAUUGGAACUCUCGAUGCCAUUACUCAUAUGGCAGAAGAGACCAAGAACCCAAAGAAGGAUCUACCUCGAGCUAUCUUUCUUUACAUCUCCAUCGGUGGUGUCUAUGCUUUGGCUUUCGCUAUUGUAUUGGGAUACGCCAUCUCCGACUUGUCUGUUCUACAAGGAAACUCUAACACAUUCCCCUUGGCUGGAAUCUACCGCCAAGCCACUGGAAGUGCCUCUGCUACGUUUGCCCUACUCUUCAUCAUUCUUAUCUCAUCUCUUUGCUGCGUCAUCGGAACGGUAUUGACCAACUGUCGUACGUAUUGGACUUUGGCUCGAGACCAAGCUGUGCCCUUCUCCAGUUAUUUCAGCAGAGUAAGUGCCAAGCUUGGUACGCCAGUUGAGUCAACCCUGUUCGUGGCAGUCAUCGCUUCAGGUAUUGGAGCAAUUCCACUAGGAAGCCCUGUUGGGUUCAGUAACUUAACUGGAUCGUUCAUCAUCAUCACUACAGUGUCAUAUGCCAUCCCUAUUGUGUCGAAUCUGCUCAGCGGCCGCAAGCGAUUCUCGCCCGGACCCUUCCACUUGAAGAACCUGGGUUACUGGAUCAACGGACUCACCAUAAUACUGAUUGUGGUCUUUGAUGUCUUCUUCUGUUUCCCCGUGGGUAUCCCAUUUGAUGCAACGACCAUGAACUAUAACUCCGUCAUUCUCUGCGGCCUUUGUUUCUUGAUUACGAUAUGGUGGCUGGUGUCAGCCUCGAAGCAUUACCCGGGACUUUCGUUUCAUCAGAUGUAUCAAGGAGAUGAAGAAAAAGAGACCGUGGCAUAG
This is a messenger RNA of Fusarium redolens, 1569 nucleotides long. RefSeq names its product amino acid/polyamine transporter I. Gene Ontology annotation, molecular function: transmembrane transporter activity. The record is from RefSeq and is a predicted model, not a curated record. Gene Ontology annotation, cellular component: membrane. The transcript has 3 exons. The coding region runs from base 1 to 1569 and encodes 522 amino acids. Gene Ontology annotation, biological process: transmembrane transport. Lineage: Eukaryota; Fungi; Ascomycota; Sordariomycetes; Hypocreales; Nectriaceae.